Molecule: messenger RNA, 3428 nt
Organism: Copidosoma floridanum
Lineage: Eukaryota; Metazoa; Arthropoda; Insecta; Hymenoptera; Encyrtidae
Gene: Plod
Product: procollagen lysyl hydroxylase
Biological process (GO): peptidyl-lysine hydroxylation
Cellular component (GO): endoplasmic reticulum
Molecular function (GO): L-ascorbic acid binding; iron ion binding; procollagen-lysine 5-dioxygenase activity
Source: RefSeq, a predicted model, not a curated record
AUGAGAAACUGUUACAAUGAUAAGCUUGACGAGUUAACGAAACGAAAGGCAGCCUCGCAACACCUCAUUCGAGUCGGAGUGGUCUGCAUUGCAGGUGACGCGCUCGUCUUCACGGUGGCGACCAACGAGACGGAGGGCUUCCGGCGCUUCGCGCGCUCCACCGAGGUGCACGGCUUCCGGGAUCAGCUGCGCGUGCUGGGCCUCGGCCAGGCCUGGCGCGGCGGGGACGUCAAGCGGUACGCCGGCGGCGGCCAAAAGGUCAAUCUCUUCCGCGAGGCGCUCGAGGAGUACAAGGACGACGCCGACAAGGUCGUUUUGUUCACGGACAGCUACGACGUGAUAUUCCUGGCCGGACUGGACGACGUAGUGCGCAAGUUCAAGGAGUGGGACGGCGGCGCGAGGGUCGUCUUUUCCGCGGAGGAGUACUGCUGGCCCGACGCCAAACUGGCCAGCGAGUAUCCCGAGGUGAAGCGCGGCAAGCGCUACCUCAACUCCGGUGGCAUCAUCGGCUACGCGAACGACCUUUACGGCAUACUGAACAGCGCCGAGAUCGAGGACGCCGAGGACGACCAGCUUUUUUACACGAGGGCGUAUCUGGACCCGGUGCUGAGGCAGAAGCACGGGAUCAAGCUCGACCACAAGUCCGAGAUCUUCCAGAACCUCAACGGCGCCGUUUACGACAUCGAGCUGCGCUUCAAGGGUAACGAGGCGUACGUCCAGAACACGGCCUACAACACGGUGCCCUUGGUCGUCCACGGCAACGGGGGUAGCAAGCUGCUGCUCAACUCCCUCGGGAACUACGUGGCGCGCGCCUGGAGCCCCGAGGAGGGCUGUCUCGGUUGUUGGGACGACACGAUCGAGCUCGACCCUCAGCGUCCCGAAGAGUUCCCCGUGGUGCUGGUCGCCGUGUUUAUCGAGAAACCGACGCCCUUCCUCGAGGAGUUUCUCCACAAAAUCCGCGACCAGCGGUAUCCCAAGGAUCGGCUGCAUCUCUUUGUUCGCAACAACGUGGCCUACCACGACGACUUUGUCCAAGAUUUCGUUCGGGAGGUUGGCCAAGAGUACAGGAGUCUCAAGCAGAUCAAGCCGGAUGACGAGUUUUCCGAGGUGGACGCGCGCAAUUUGGCGAUGGACUACUGCCUCUCCGUCAAAUGUUCUGGCUACUUCUCCAUAGACUCAGAGUCGCAGUUGGACAACGAAAACACUUUGAAACUGCUGGUGGAGCAGCAGCGGUUAAUCGUUGCACCCCUGCUCGUGCGACCUUUCAAGGCCUGGAGCAAUUUCUGGGGAGCUAUUACCGACGAUGGCUUCUACGCGCGUAGUUCGGAUUACAUGGACAUCAUUGACAACGAAAGAAGGGGUCUCUGGAACGUGCCAUUCGUGAGUAGCUGCUACCUGGUGAACGCCACUCUACUCGGUGGCAAAGACACGAGGCCAUCUUACGUGGAGGACGACCUCGACCCGGAAAUGGCCUUUGCCCACGGGAACCGCAAACGGGACAUAUUCAUGCACGUGAGCAACCGGCUGGAUUUCGGCCAUCUCGUAGUCCUCGACAAUUUCAACGUCUCUCGCACCCAUCCCGACAUGUACCAGAUCUUCGACAACAAGCUCGACUGGGAGAAACGCUACAUCCACGAGAACUACUCCCACAACUUCCAUCAAAAUAAGAUACACCUGCAGCCCUGCCCGGACGUGUACUGGUUCCCCAUCGUGAACGAGAGAUUCACCAGGGAGUUUGUUGAAAUCAUGGAAUCGUUCGGACAGUGGUCCGACGGAACGAAUCACGAUCCCCGGCUGUCGGACGGCUACGAGAACGUGCCGACGCGCGACAUCCACAUGAAACAGGUAGGCUUGGAGAGCGAGUGGCUCUUCUUCCUGCGCAACUACGCGAGGCCGCUGCAGGAGCUCGUUUUUCUCGGCUACUUCCACGACCCACCUCGCUCGCUGAUGAACUUCAUCGUGCGCUACCGUCCGGAUGAGCAGCCCAGUCUCCGGCCCCACCACGACAGCUCGACCUACACGAUCAAUAUCGCCUUGAACCGAGCGGGCGAGGACUACGAGGGCGGUGGUUGCCGCUUCAUCCGCUACAACUGCUCGGUCACCGACACCAAACCCGGCUGGAUGCUCAUGCACCCUGGCCGGCUCACUCACUACCACGAGGGCCUCAAGGUCACCAAGGGCACCCGCUACAUCAUGAUCUCUUUCGUCGACCCUUGAGCUGCUCUCUCUUCCACGACAAUAUACACUUGCAGAUAAAAUUUGGACCUUUGAGCAUCGGCAGGUGCUCGGACUUUUCAUUUUUUACAAUAUGAGCUCAUGUACAAGUGAUUGUCGAUGACAGCCAUUUUUUUAUUUUUACUUGAUUUACGUGGUCGACAGACCCAAGUGGCUUUAUUUUGAGAUAACCCAUGACUCCUUGUACGCAUUGAUUUUUAGGUGUAAGCGUAUGAGAUAGGUACGGUUUAAUUGGUGACCGUACAGCAAGUCAUUUUUUUACACUCUUUACUUUUAAGAUUUGCUACCGUUAGGACGUUAGGUAUCCGGGAAGUACGAGCCCCGUUAAAUGGCGCUGAUGCUGAUCUCAAAACAGAGCGGCAAGUACAAAACUUGUUAACAAUGUUGGUACAUUAAUAUUAUAUUAUUGUUAAUGUUUACCAAAAUUUCGUGUCCUGCAAUAAAAAUAUUUAAGUAAAUAAAAUAUGUUAAUGGUGGAGUAAAGCCUUUUGAAAGAAGGAAGCAUAAUUUUAAAUUUGAAUCAUGUUUUACUAUAUGGUCGUUAUAAAAACUCUAAAACGGGAUUACAUAAAUACUGUGCUCUGUGUUUGCAAUCGUCUAAAAUAUUUAGCACCGCAGACGAGAACAGUAAUUUUUUACAUAAUAUAUGUUUUGUUUAUUUCGAAAACAGUAGUGUAACACUACUGUCGUCUGCUUUGUUUGGUAUAACUUUGAGACCGGCAUCAGCGCCAUCUAACGGGACUCGUACUUCCGGACCUUCCGGUAGUUCCGGUCCUUCGGCCUUCCGGAUACAUCUGUCAUUAAAAAUUUAGUAGGUGUAUACCAUUAGUAUUCCGAAAGCAAUAUGUUAUUUAAAUAUGUUUUUCAACGUCCCCUGUGUAUAAUUACUAACAUUACUAACUUGCUUUUUAUGUAUUCGUGUUUAACUUUCACUCGACCACAAAUGACAAAUAAUAAUUUUUAAAAAACCAACAAGAUACUCAUGACCAAAGCAAAAAAAAAUACAACUCAAUACUUUAAGCACGCACCGGAAUAAAGUUAAGGAUAGUGAUAUUACGUUAUUUUUCCAACUAAGACUGCAUUUAUUAUGACGCACAUGUUCAAUGAAAUGAUAAUAAGUCAAGAGUGUAAGCAUGGAUUUUUGUAAAUACUGCCUGUACAAAUGAAUAAACAUAAUAUAUUAUAAAUAUGUU